CCAUGGUGAGUCCGUGGGCACAUUUGUGACCAGCGUUGACUUGAUCCAGCAGUCUACCCCUACAUCCACACCGAAGAUACGAAUACGCGAGGAAGAAUGGGACCGCCGUAUACACGAGGUUCAGGUAUCCAAAACGUGAGCCCCCAUUCUCUGUGUCUCUUCUAUGAUGAUAAAAUCAAUGGGAAUCUCUCUGACUUCUUUGAUGAGAGCAAAGAAUUGCUUUUAUUAUCUGAUUAUUUCCAUGUUUUCGCCUCUCGUUGCUGGAGAAUUGACCGCUUUCCUUGGCAGGGAUCUUAACCGCCUCAUCAUGGAUUACCUUGUCAUUGAAGGUUACAAGUCUGCUGCCGAGGAAUUUAGCCAAGAGGCCAACCUGACGCCGCCCGUCGACUUUGAGAGCAUUGAGAGCCGAAUGAAUAUUCGCGAAGCUCUACAACGUGGAGACGUGGAGGACGCCAUCACUCGCGUGAACGAUCUCAAUCCCGAGAUACUGGAUACCAAUCCAGCGCUAUACUUUCAUCUACAACAGCAGAAGCUGAUAGAGUUUAUACGGCACGGGCGGAUUGCCGAUGCCCUGCAAUUUGCACAGGAGGAAUUAGCUCCUCGUGGCGAAGAGAGCCCGGAGUUCCUAACUGAGUUGGAACGAACCAUGGCACUCUUGGCAUUCGAGUCGACGUCGUCAAUGCCCACGCCAAUUUCGGAACUUUUAUCGCCCGCGCAACGUCUGAAAACAGCUGGAGAGGUGAAUGCGGCGAUUUUGGAGAGUCUAAGUCAGGGCAAGGAAGUGAAGCUAGUGGGUCUCUUGAAGCUACUCAGCUGGGGUGAGACGACGCUGGAACAAAGGGCGGAAUUUCCCAAGGUGGGGAAUACGGAAUGACACGUACGCAUGCAAUGAACGGAUAUCGGACACUGAGGAUCACCAGCGUUUUUAUUACCCAGUAAUGUGAAGAUCAUGUUGGCUGUAUUUCUAGAAUGUAUAAUUUUUGCGGAUACACUUUUUAUCAAGAACUGACGAGAAUCAAAAGGAAUGCGAC
Messenger RNA from Desarmillaria tabescens, 1031 nucleotides. Its product is annotated as CTLH/CRA C-terminal to lish motif domain-containing protein. Lineage: Eukaryota; Fungi; Basidiomycota; Agaricomycetes; Agaricales; Physalacriaceae. The transcript has 3 exons. Bases 164 to 874 code for a protein of 236 amino acids. Gene Ontology annotation, biological process: proteasome-mediated ubiquitin-dependent protein catabolic process. Gene Ontology annotation, molecular function: protein binding. Gene Ontology annotation, cellular component: cytoplasm; nucleus. The record is from RefSeq and is a predicted model, not a curated record.